Molecule: messenger RNA, 862 nt
Organism: Musa acuminata AAA Group (dessert banana)
Lineage: Eukaryota; Viridiplantae; Streptophyta; Magnoliopsida; Zingiberales; Musaceae
Product: guanosine deaminase
Exons: 5
Coding region: 137-697 (186 amino acids)
Biological process (GO): purine nucleoside catabolic process
Molecular function (GO): zinc ion binding; guanosine deaminase activity
Source: RefSeq, a predicted model, not a curated record
UCGUUGGUCGGUGGAGAGAGAGAGAGAGAGAGAGAGAUUCACGUUUAGUCCUUUGUGCGAAAUCCACAAUCUCCAUCCUUCCUCUCCUUGGCUUCGUGAGAUCCCUUCCCGGUCGGUCGAUUCCGCUCCCAUCCCUAUGGAGGAGGCGCAAGUGGUGGAGUCAAAAGAUGGGACCAUCUCUGUGGCUUCUGCAUUCGCUGGUCACCAUGAAGCUGUUCAAGAUAGAGACCAUAAGUUUUUAUCAAAAGCUGUUGAAGAGGCAUACUGUGGAGUUGAAUGCGGUCAUGGAGGCCCAUUUGGUGCAGUUGUUGUUCGUAACGAUGAGAUAGUUGUUGGUUGCCACAACAUGGUGCUGAAGGACACAGAUCCUACUGCUCAUGCUGAAGUGACCGCAAUAAGGGAGGCUUGCAAAAAGCUUGGGAAAAUCGAACUUGAUGAUUGUGAGAUAUAUGCUUCCUGUGAGCCUUGUCCAAUGUGCUUUGGAGCAAUUCAUCUUUCACGAAUUAAGAGGCUGGUAUAUGGUGCAAAGGCAGAGGCUGCCAUAGCUAUUGGAUUCGACGAUUUCAUCGCUGAUGCUCUGAGAGGUACUGGGUUCUAUCAGAAGGCUCAUCUGGAGAUCAAACAAGCCGAUGGCAACGGAGCGAUCAUCGCUGAACAAAUAUUCGAGAAAACCAAGGAGAAGUUUCAGAUGUACUAAAUAUCUUAGGAGGCCAGGCAAAAGCAUUAAUAUUUCCUUUCCGGUCUUCUAAAUGCAAAACAAUGAACAAUCUCGACAAACUUCCUCUCUUGCCAAUGCUGAUGAUACUCUUUUAAUCAAUCGAUAGCUCUACUCUUUAAUCAAUCAAUAGCUCAUUUCAAUGCA